UCGUUAGUAUUCUUAUAUAUUUUCAAUAUUCAUGUGAUCUCUCACAUGACCGGAAGAAUUUUGCUGCGGGAUACAAGUAUGGCGACCUCCAUUCACAAAAAUUAUGAUGAUAACGAUUUCGACACUUAUGUUCACUAUUUGCCAUAAGAAUGGAACAACAGGUGAUGCAAGCAUGGGGUCAUAUCAGAGACAUUUAUGGAUACCAUAAGAGAUUCUCAUCUUUUCAAAAGAUAGUGAUAAUAUCCCUUUUUGUCGGGUUUGCGUCUAUCUUUUAUGCCCGCCUGUUGACAGUUGUGUUUGUUUACGUUUUGGCUGUUAUCACCUCUGUAAUAGCAUGUCAUGUUCUGACGUCUGUGCAAACCAAUUUCACAUUUGGUGUUUCAAUAUUACUUUUUGUAACAAAACAUGAAUCGCUGUUCAAGCAUGUAUUUCGACUUUUGGAAUUAUUGAAUAUCAACCAUGAAACAUCAAAAGGCAGUCGAGGAUCUAGGCAGAGGGACACCAAUGUAGACGGCGAGUUUCAAGAUGCAAAAGAACAUGACGAGGACAGUGUUAGAGAAGCAGAACGAAUCAUGGCUAUUGGGAAGGGAGAGUGUGAGACAUCUGCGAUUUCAGUCGGGAAAGUACGCCACACACACUCUCUUGAAGACAAUGUGAAGACAAGAGACGAUAUCACUGCAUGGAAAGAUGAGGUGCAGUUAUUCUCAUGUCAUGUUUCUAAAGACUUUGUGAAACCGUGGUAUGAUACAUUCUCCUCAGCAAGUGAUGUUGUUUUGGAGGAAACGCAUGCCAUUAUCAACACAUGCUUUCUUGAAUUAUGUGACAAAUUCAAAAAUAUAGAUACCUACAAGUUAUUAGCGGACAUUCUCCUGCAUUAUAGGCAACACCUCCGCAUGUUCCAAGUAGCUCGCACAUUGUAUAAAACUCAACCCAGAAGACGUUUGAGUCAGCGUAGACUAUCAUCAAAUCAACAUUUAUCGCGAAGAAUUAACUCUGUGGAGGAUGCAUUUGAGAUCAAAUUUUCGUAUCACACAGCAGUUUGGGGAGCGGAAAAUGAAAUUAUAUAUUUCAGAUCAGUGGUUCAGAUUUUACUGUCGCAGCUUCUUUCUGGUCAUCUCCUUGUUUGCAAUACCUCAUAUUUACUUUUUGUCGAGAUUUUUACAUGCAAUAUAUUUUUACCUGUGAUAGAACUUUUGUCAGACUCAGACUUUUUGUAUGAAUGCAUAAUAAAGGUCCUCUCUGAUGAGAAAAUAUGCUCAGUAGAAGACAAUGAAAUAUUGGAAAGUCUGUUAGAUAAAAAUCUAGAAAGUGCCAAAAUGGCUGCAUAUAAAAAUGCUUUCCAGCAAGAUGUUCAAAUUAUCAUAUCUGACCAACAUAACGAUGCAGAUGGAUGGGAUCAAAACAAAUACAGGUCAUCUGAAAAUCAUCUACCUGGGAAUCGCUCACUCAGGUCAGAUGUCAAGAUGAGAAGGUCAAGUUCAGCAUCAAGCACACAUGAUUUACAAAAUUUUCAAUGUGUGAAUGAUACUCGUAUGUCUGAUCAGAGAAAAGACAAAUUAUAUGACUAUGGAGAGGAAAACUCCAUGGAAAGUGUAGGAAAUGGAAACUCUUUAUACUGUGAUAAAGGCCAUUCUACAAUGGCCCGGAGUUGCCCUAGUCACCUUGGUAUUGUUUCAGCAGCAGGGUUCUCUGACCCUGAAGAUUUUAGUGCAGAGAGCAGUGCUACAGAUGAUGAAGACAUACCAUCAAAAGUAAAUAUAUUCCUGGACAGUGAUGAAGUGGAGGUUAACAAGAUGGAGGAGCUAGAACUACCCAAUAUGUUGUUUGUGGAAGUAGCUAUUACUGAUACUGAGACAAGACAGGAAAUGAGAAGCUCUACUCAGUACACCUUAUACAAUAUACAGUACGAUGCAUUAUACAACACAGAAGCUAAUUCACUAGAGCUUCGUACCAGGAGUGUAAAGAGACGAUUCCGUGAGUUUGUGAAUCUUCAAGCUCGACUGGAAGAUAAUGAAGCAUACAGAAAAAGUUUGAAGGAUGUUAAGGGACCAAAGAGGUGGCUUUCUCUGCCAUUUGGGAAUAUGGAUAAAAGGAGUGUUGAAGGCCGCAGAAAGAGUCUAGAAGCAUUCCUAAAAUCAUUGAUCCAGAAGCUUGACAUAUGCAAUGGAUCUGAGCUGAAAGAGUUUUUAGCCUAUGAAGGGGAUGGCCAUAUAGCAUUUGUUAGGAAGGCACCAGAAAUAUCGGUACCAAGAAUAGACAAGAUGUUUGUAAAAACCAUGUCUGAUGUGUUUGAUAAGAUUGGAGAACUUUCAAAUAAAGCUCAGGAGGUGUUGCCAAAACUACCAGGCAAGAAAGAUAACUCUGUGUCAGAAGAUGAAGAAAAACCAGCAAAAGACCUGGAUCUGAUCAGUGUGGAUUUCAGUGCAGAGAGUCAGGUGUCAGAUUUCCAAGGAAAAUUGAGCGAUUACAUGAGAAAGCAUGUCAACACGGGUAGUGGUUCUGUUAUUGAAAGUCCCUCUACACCAGUAAAUGAGGACCACACCCAACAGGAUGACAGUACAGAGGCUGUAGGUGCCACUCCCACUUCUAGUGAUAAACAGCUGACUUGUGAAUCACUCACAAUGUUGUCAGAGGAAGAAUCAGUUUACGAAGCUACAGAAGCAACCGGGAUGACAAGAGAUGAUCUAUGUAGUCCUUCUGGAGAAGUACCAUAUACUCUGAGAGUGGAAAUCCCUACUUUAUCACAGGAAGAUGAAUUAGGUAAUGCAGAUGUUCAAGCGAACACCAAACACAAAGUAACUGACAACCAGGACUGUGAUGAUGAGAAUGUUGAUGGCCUGACAGAGUCAAUCCUAACUCCAGGAGUAACAGAGGUCCUUCCUGGUAAGACAGACUUUGUUGGCGACGUUGCCUUGGCCGAGGCAGUCAUUGAUCUUGCCAUACAGGCUUUACAAAGUCGGGACUGCUGGGUGACCAGGGAUAGAGUGGUUAGUCUAACUAAACACCUGGCUGGUACAGCUCUACACAGAUUUCUGAUGAUGAAGUUGGAUACCCUGACAACAGAGCAGAUGUGUCAAUUCUACAUCAGAACACUGCGGGAAACACUCUGGCCCAAUGGACAAUUAUCAAUGGAGGGAAGAAAGGUCAAAACUGACAAGCAGAAAGCUGCCACCAAGGAGCAGGCCAGGAGGUGUCUUGCUGAGUUCCUUCCAGAUAUUCUGAAACAACUUGUGGGAUCAGAGGACUAUCACUUCAGUAUAGAUGAGAUCAUUGAGUCAGUGGAACACCAGAAGCUAAACAGAAAUUUCAUGUGUACUGUUCUGGAUCAUCUCCUUGAAAAACUGUUUCCUGAUACAGCCUCAACUGAAUGCCAGGAAGAUCUCUUGAAAUAGGAUUAUAGAUUUAUGGUUCAUGGCAAAGUGCAAUAUUACCAAGAACAAUUUGAAUUGUAACAAUCAUAUUGUUAAUGACCAAUGUAUUAUUGUUGUGGAUGUGAAACAUACGUGAUUUGUAUCUAAAGGUACCGAAAAAUUAUA
Molecule: messenger RNA, 3536 nt
Organism: Pecten maximus
Lineage: Eukaryota; Metazoa; Mollusca; Bivalvia; Pectinida; Pectinidae
Exons: 10
Coding region: 150-3392 (1080 amino acids)
Cellular component (GO): intracellular membrane-bounded organelle
Molecular function (GO): phosphatidylinositol binding
Source: RefSeq, a predicted model, not a curated record